Molecule: messenger RNA, 1267 nt
Organism: Spea bombifrons (plains spadefoot toad)
Lineage: Eukaryota; Metazoa; Chordata; Amphibia; Anura; Pelobatidae
Gene: CTH
Product: cystathionine gamma-lyase
Exons: 12
Coding region: 34-1260 (408 amino acids)
Biological process (GO): transsulfuration
Cellular component (GO): cytoplasm
Molecular function (GO): pyridoxal phosphate binding; cystathionine gamma-lyase activity
Source: RefSeq, a predicted model, not a curated record
CUCCGUUCAUUCUUACAGCGGUGACAUCGCAGCAUGGAGACCCCGGCCGGCACCCAGCGUCCCUCCGAGGGCUAUUUGGAGGCUUUCAGGCACUUUGCCACCCAGGCCAUCCACACGGGGCAGGAGCCUGAGCAGUGGACCUCCAUGGCAGUGGUGCCCCCCAUCUCACUGUCUACCACCUUCAAGCAGCAUGGACCCGGGGAGCACGCAGGGUUUGAAUACAGCCGCAGCGGAAAUCCAACCCGAAACUGUCUGGAGAAAGCGGUUGCCGCCCUGGACGGUGCCAAAUACUGUUUGGCGUACGCCUCGGGAUUGGCCGCCACGCUGAAUAUCGCGCAUCUCCUAAAAGCCGGGGACCAGAUCAUUUGUACGAGCGACGUCUACGGAGGUACAAACAGAUAUUUCCGGAGAGUUGCAGCCGAAAUGGGUUUGAAGGUGACGUUUGUCGAUUGCUCGGAUCUAAAAUGUCUUGAAGCUGCAAUUACUCCCGAAACCAAGCUUCUUUGGAUCGAGACCCCGACGAACCCGACGUUAACCGUCAUCGAUAUCCAGGGCUGCGCGGAAAUCGCUCACAGGCGGAAGGACAUCAUUCUGGCCGUCGAUAACACUUUCAUGUCCGCGUACUUCCAGCGCCCCUUGGCCCUGGGGGCCGACAUCUGUAUGUACUCCGCAACCAAAUAUAUGAACGGUCACAGCGACGUCGUCAUGGGUUUGGUUUCUGUAAAUUGUGACAAACUCUACGAGAGACUGAAAUUCCUUCAAAACGCCCUCGGUGCGAUUCCGUCCCCUUUCGAUUGUUAUCUCUGCAACCGAGGCCUGAAGACUCUGCACCUGCGCAUGGAGCAGCAUUUUAAGAACGCGCUGGCCGCGGCGCGGUUUCUGGAAGCGGAUCCUCGCGUGGAUAAAGUGAUAUUUCCGGGUUUGCCGUCCCAUCCGCAGUACGAGCUGACGAGGCGCCAGUGCACCGGGGUGCCGGGGAUGAUUACCUUUUACAUUAAGGGGAACCUAGAACACGCCAAGACCUUCCUCAAGAACUUAAAGGUUUUCGCGUUGGCAGAAAGCUUAGGCGGGUACGAGAGUCUGGCCGAGCAUCCGGCAAUCAUGACGCACGCCUCGGUGCCAGAGGAGGAUAGAGCUGCUCUGAACAUCAGCGACUGUCUCAUCCGCCUCUCUGUCGGCCUGGAGGACGUCGAGGACAUCGUGGAAGACCUGGACCAAGCUCUGAAAGCCGCACAUCCGGAUCUAUCAAAUCACAAAUAAAACCAAA